AUGGAAAUAGCAAUGAAAUCUUGUAUUGAACAUUUAUCGAUUGAAUUAUGGAUUGAAAUCUUUUCUUAUUUGGAAGCACAUGUUCUUCUUCAAGCUUUUACUAAUUUAAAUCAUUAUUUUGAUCAAUUAAUUGCUUCGAAUUAUCUUUUAUUUAAUGUUCAUUUAGGAAAAAGUAAUCGAAAUCCUUUAGAAUAUUCUAUUCAACCGUAUUGGCCUGAGAAAAUACUCAAUCGUAUUAUUAGUAUUCAACCCAUUAUUCAACAUAAAAUAUCACACAUACCUGAAUUUCUUCGAUGGCAUUGUACAAAGCUUAUUCAAUUAAAAUCUUUAACAAUGAAAUUACGUGGACGAGAAAUAGCACAUGUAUGUAGUGCUUUACAGCAACUCAAUUCACUUCAUUAUCUUUCUAUUGAAUGCGUACCAAAUCAAAUAUUACUUGAUAGUAUUCUCGCUAUACCUACGCUUCAUAUUUGUCGAUUAGAAUUUUUACGACCAACUACAUCAAUCAAUUGUUAUUCGAAUAAUAUUAGUAAUAUAGAAGUACUUGAUAUUAAACUUCAAGAUGAUUCAUAUGGUUCUAUUAUUAAUUUGCUUUUAAGUCAUAUGCCAAAAUUAAAAAGACUUGAAUAUAAUAAUUAUGAUAUUUAUGUUAAAAAUCGAGAAUGGAUCUUUUUUAAACCAUUAUUUAUUCUUUCACAACUUCGAACUAUUCAAGCUCAAUGGUCUUCAAAUUAUUCUUCUUCAAGUAUUUUUCAAAAUUUACAUCAAAAUUUGCCUGUUCUAAAAUGUUUCUAUCUCAAUAUGAAUUUUGAUUUUAUAAAUGAAGAUUUAUUGAAUAAUUUAAUUUUUCAUUGGUGGCCAAUUUUUCUAAAAAUAGAACGAAUCAAUAUAUUUAUUAGAUGUCAACAAAAUUUAAUAAUGAUUACUGAUGACAUGCAAACAAAUUUCGACACAUUUCAGUCGGUUUUGCUUGAUAUGAAUAAACAAUAUGAUGAAUUUGUCAAAACUGAAUGGACUGAAAAAUCUUAUACAACAUCGAAAGUUAUUGAAAUCUCUAUUUGUAAAUUUUGCUGA
Messenger RNA from Rotaria sordida, 1074 nucleotides. NCBI's taxonomy places the organism in Eukaryota, Metazoa, Rotifera, Eurotatoria, Philodinida, Philodinidae. The record is from the annotation of a GenBank genome assembly.